Molecule: messenger RNA, 1202 nt
Organism: Hibiscus syriacus
Lineage: Eukaryota; Viridiplantae; Streptophyta; Magnoliopsida; Malvales; Malvaceae
Product: RING-H2 finger protein ATL74-like
Exons: 1
Coding region: 525-1079 (184 amino acids)
Biological process (GO): protein ubiquitination
Molecular function (GO): transferase activity
Source: RefSeq, a predicted model, not a curated record
UCUGUUUAAUCAAAGGGAUGAUGAUUAGGUAGGCAAACCCGUCACAAUUAUUUCUUUACUUUAACUAUGGAUCUUCCACUUGUAUCUAACCACAUAUCUCUUGAAAACCUGACCCCCCACAAUCGCAGCAACCGGCUUCGUAUAAAUUACCCUUUUCUCUCUAUUUUUCUGCCACUGCAGAACUAUAGCCUCUAAGCCAUGGAUUCUAGACCCUAAAUAGAGAGAAUCGGGUAAGGCCUCAACUUUGCUUUUGGUGUUUUCAUAUCCAGUCCUGUUGGUUUUUCCUUUUUUUGGUUUAUAGAAGAGGCAGCAUGUUUGGACCAUUUUAUUGAGAAGAUGGGGAAUCCUGCAGGAAAAAUCGGUCCCAGAUUUUGCUUAUCUUAGAAACAAAGAAGAUGCUCAUUUUAUGUCUUUUUUCUAGUUGGAAUCUUUACAACAUUAUUGUAGUACUGUAAGCAUAAAGGGACCUCCCCUCCAACACCUUUUGUUUCAAUUGUUCUGCCUUGUUAUCUGCGCCUGUGAAUAUGCAUCGCCGCCUGCUCGAGACGGAAGUGAGCUUGCCGCCGGGAAACGGGAACAAAACCCAUGAUUCUUACAUUAGCGAGACGACUUUCGACACCAACAUGGUGGUUAUAUUGGCAGCUCUUUUAUGUGCUCUAAUCUGUGCUUUGGGCUUGAACUCGAUAGUUCGUUGCGCUCUACGUUGCAGCCGGAGGUUUGCGAUGGAAACCCCAGAGCAAGAAGCCGCUCGGUUGGCAACGACGGGUCUCAAGAAACGAGAUUUGAAACAAAUCCCGGUGGCUGUUUACGGAGAAGGCGUGAGCUUUCCGUCGACCGAGUGCCCCAUUUGCCUGGGAGAGUUCGUCAUUGGAGAAAAAGUCAGAGUGCUGCCAAAAUGUAAACAUGGGUUCCAUGUGAGGUGUAUCGACACAUGGCUGCUAUCACACUCAUCUUGUCCGAAUUGUCGGCACUCGCUGCUUCAACUCAGUGCACCGAAAACCGAGACAUCACAGGGACUCAGUUCCGUACGACAACCAGAUGAUCAUCCAAAUGGCAGCGUUGCUGUGGUUCUUGAAUAGGGGAAGCCAUUAAAUACGAUUUAGAGCUUUACCGUACUUCUUGUAGCUGUUAGAUUCUUUUACGGUGAAGAUAAAACUGUUAAAUUAACAUUUAGAUUUUGGGGAAGUAAUGAAAGAAUGAUU